AUGUACGCUGCACGCGCCGCUAAGCCUAAGCUCUCUUUGAGCAUCGCUGCUGCCUCGACCAGCAACACAUCACGUCCUGUUCUAUCCCUCAAAUCUCCCGUUGCCAUGACUAUGACCAUGUCUCCUCGGACACCACUAUCGCCUUCUCCUCUGAGCCCAACUGCUCGCAACACAAAGCUCAACCAACGAGGUUUCUCCACCAUGCAACAUCAAGCUCCUUUUGCAUAUGCCAACUCUGCCUCUUCGAAAAGCAUCCUCAAGAAGAAUAGCUCCUGCUCCAGCUCCUGCUCCAGCUCUCCAGGGAGCGGCGCCUCUUCUAAGCGAAUCCAGUUCAAUUGCGAACCCACCAUCCACUGUGUGACCCCUAUUGAGAACACAGAUGACUACUAUGGUGGCUACGUGAAGAUCACGACCCCGUCGUAUCCCUCUGUUUCCGUUCCUCCUCUUGGAAAAUUGGGGGUGGGGUCUCUUUUCCACUCACUCAAUUCUCCUUUCUGUCUGAGUGUGGUGGACAUGCGAGCUUUGUCCCUGGAUAAGUUGUAUGCUCGGACUCGCUACCCCUCUUUCACGCGCCAGGGGCCACUCGUUCAAUUGAAACCCAUGAAACCAUACACCACGGGAAUUCGAUGCUUCACCCACCGCGAGCGAUCAGCAGCUUCAGGAGAAUAG
Messenger RNA from Histoplasma mississippiense, 669 nucleotides. RefSeq lists its product with no specific name. NCBI's taxonomy places the organism in Eukaryota, Fungi, Ascomycota, Eurotiomycetes, Onygenales, Ajellomycetaceae. The transcript is spliced from 2 exons. The coding region runs from base 1 to 669 and encodes 222 amino acids. The record is from RefSeq and is a predicted model, not a curated record.